GUUUUCAACAUGAACCCUCGCUACAUCCUGUACAUCCAUCUGGUGAUCAAUGACAUCAUCCUCCUGACCUUGUUCACCCUUGUUCAAGUCCUGAGUUACAUCGUGUUCACUCUGAAUGUCUCCCUAUGUAUAGUUCUGUUGCUCAUGGCUAUGUGUGCAAGCAUCAACAAUCCUCUGACGCUCGCCGUCAUGGCCGUAGAGUGUUAUGUCGCCAUAUGCUUCCCGCUCCGACACUCCCAGAUCUGUACAGUCAAGAAAACAUACGCUGUGAUCGGAGUGAUAUGGAUGCUGAGUUCACUCUCCGUCGUCCCAGAUUUAUUUGUCUCCUUGGCCACAGAAUCUAUGGAAUUCUUUCAUUCCAGAAUUUUUUGCCUCCCAACUAACAUUUUCAGACAUCCUUAUCUCAAAGAGAAAAGAGACAUAGGCAACCAAGUAUUUCUGGUCAGUGUUUGGAUCAUUCUAUUCUACACAUACUUCAGGAUCCUCACCACUGCAAAAGCAGCCGCUACAGACGCCAAGAAGGCGAGGAACACUGUCCUCCUCCACGGCUUCCAGCUGCUGCUGUGUAUGCUCACCUAUGUUUAUAAUUUAAUCUUGGACGGCCUGAUAUCGUUGUUCCCAAAAGGAGUUCUGGCCAUUCGCUUUGCCGUCUCAAUAUUUAUUCAUGUUCUUCCACGACUCAUCAGUCCAGUUGUAUACGGGCUGCGAGACAAGACUUUUAGAAAGUACCUGAACAAUUAUCUGUUCUGUUCAUCAUCGGCCCGAUCCACCUGUCGAUCUCCUUCUCCAUCCUUCCCUCACAUCGUGAACAUAUAA
This is a messenger RNA of Solea solea (common sole), 816 nucleotides long. RefSeq names its product odorant receptor 131-2-like. Lineage: Eukaryota; Metazoa; Chordata; Actinopteri; Pleuronectiformes; Soleidae. The coding region runs from base 10 to 816 and encodes 268 amino acids. Gene Ontology annotation, biological process: G protein-coupled receptor signaling pathway. Gene Ontology annotation, molecular function: G protein-coupled receptor activity. Gene Ontology annotation, cellular component: membrane. The transcript has 2 exons. The record is from RefSeq and is a predicted model, not a curated record.